Messenger RNA from Colletotrichum destructivum, 624 nucleotides. RefSeq lists its product as uncharacterized. The record is from RefSeq and is a predicted model, not a curated record. The transcript has a single exon. Lineage: Eukaryota; Fungi; Ascomycota; Sordariomycetes; Glomerellales; Glomerellaceae. The coding region runs from base 1 to 624 and encodes 207 amino acids.
AUGAACAGCACCGGCACCGGUACCGGCACCGCAAGGUCGGGAACGAUGACCAACGCGCACUCAGGCAUUUUCACACAAGGGGCACGCGGGUCACCGGCAGCGGGUAUGGACCACGAACUCCACGUGAACCUCGUACGGGAUAUCAUCAGAACUCGGCGGGACCAGAGACGCGCGCGGCUGCAACAGCGGUGUCGAACGCAAAGUAACGACACGACGCCGACACCAACGCCGCCGCCGCCAACGAGCCGCAGCGUCACGCCCCUGAAGCGUCAGCCGAGCCAUGGUAGCAGCAACAAGCCCGACAGCCCGCUCUCCUUCGCCUCGUCUGAGUUCUCGUCCGAGUACUCGUCGGACUUUUCACCCUGCGUCUCGCCGCUGAUGGAGGACCUCAUGCUGGAGAUCAAGGACGCGAUCCAGAGCAGCGACCCGGGUCCCGAGCUUGGCGCAUCGCCGAAACGGACACCGUCAGCGUUCGACAUGGACGACAUAUUCAGGUUGAUCGAGGAAGCGCAGAGGGAAUACGAGAGCCUGAGCGGUGAAAGUGAAGCACCUGCUGCGCAACGGAACGACGAACCGCAUCGACAGCCUCGGUGGAGCUGGGAGAGUCUGCUGGGCCAUCCGUAA